This is a messenger RNA of Penicillium angulare, 210 nucleotides long. RefSeq lists its product as uncharacterized. The record is from RefSeq and is a predicted model, not a curated record. Lineage: Eukaryota; Fungi; Ascomycota; Eurotiomycetes; Eurotiales; Aspergillaceae. Bases 1 to 210 code for a protein of 69 amino acids. The transcript has 2 exons.
AUGGAUCAGGACAAUUUUACCUUCUCCAGCGCCAUCUUCUACCCUGCCACCGGGUACUCCGCCGAAAUUCUGGGUUGGGUCAUGCGUCCAUUUUCUCUAGAGGAAAGGAUCUCCUAUGGCCACCCCCGGUGUACUCUUCCGACCACCGCACCAUGGGCGGAUACUCUGCCGCCUCUCCGUGGUGGUCUUUGGUCUGUCUUGGAGGGGUAA